Molecule: messenger RNA, 573 nt
Organism: Brassica napus (rape)
Lineage: Eukaryota; Viridiplantae; Streptophyta; Magnoliopsida; Brassicales; Brassicaceae
Exons: 1
Coding region: 225-449 (74 amino acids)
Source: RefSeq, a predicted model, not a curated record
AAGUGACAGGAAGAGAAGAAUAUGCGUUGACAAAGUCAAACGCAAUGAAACAAGACAUGAUCCUUCGCUUACACGUCUUUUACCUUAAAGCCAAAGCAAACCAUAAUAUGUCCAAUAACUUGUAAGACUAUCUUUCUUAUGUCUGCGCCUAAGCUCUAUUAUAAAGUCCUUUCACAACUCAACGAUUAUAGCAAUUCUUAAUUUUCCAUUUCAAGAUCUCUGACAUGUCUGUGAAGAGACAGGCUUCAGAGAGAAAGAACAAUGGAAGCAACAAGUCGAGUUAUUAUCGAUGCUUGUCAUUCUCGUUCAUGGAGUCAUCAACGGAUGGGAAGAAGAAACCAUCGUCUUUGAGUCGUAUGGAUUCUAAAAAGCUCAAGGAAGGUAUUGUGAAGUGGGCGAAGCGUGUUGCGGCUUACGCUCGUCAACUUAGCUCAAGAAAACGUAAUUAAGACAGAUGAUGAAAGCUUUUUGGAAGAUUGAUCUUGUUCUUGUUGAAGUCAACUACUUUCUUUUUUUGUCCUUUUGUAAAUAAGCAAGUUUUAUUCAAAUAAUAUUUCAAGUCGGUUCAUGAAA